CAGGCGCCUGACAGCGCAACGACGGGUGGUGCCGUGACGUCACGUCUCCGGCCCCCAACAGCCGGACGUGGAGCGCUGCCCCUGUAGCGCGAGCGACACCCGCGGCGCGGCCGCCCCCGAACCCUGGGGCGAGCUGGGCGGUUGCUAUGGGGAUGUAACGCCGUCAUGGAGCAGGAGCCAGCUCGCGCGCCCCCGGACCUGCUGUCGGCCGCGCAUGCGCACUUCCGGGAGCAGCGAUUCGGCCCGGCGGAGGAGCUAUACAGCCGCUUCAUCGCGCGGUGCGUGCGCUCGUCGGCCGGCCCCGCCCCCACCAGGAAAUGCCUCACCCAUGAUCUCGCCACUGCAUUCAACAACAGGGGACAAAUCAAGUACAUGUGGGUUGACUUUUAUGAAGCAAUGGAUGACUACACAUCAGCCAUACAAACCCAACCUGAUUUUGAAGUCCCAUAUUAUAACCGAGGAUUAAUAUUGUACAGGCUAGGAUACUAUGAUGAGGCUUUGAAAGAUUUCAAGAAAGUUUUAGCAUUAAACCCUGAGUUUGAAGAUGCUUCCUUGAGUCUAAAACAGACUAUUCUUGACAAAGAAGAAAAACAAAGAAGGACAUAUUAAAAAUCCCACUAGCUCCAUAAAAAAUGUUUUCUUGAACACUUAGUCGACUUGAGAUUUUAGUCUUUGAUGAAUAAAACACAAGAUUGUUUACAUUUUAUCUUGCUCUGGGGAAACGAAAUUUUCUUAGUUUUAGAUAAAUAAUCAAAGUAGGUAUGUACUAUAAUUGCCAAGUAAACUAUAGUUUUUGAACAGCUCUGUAAUUGCAGUGUUGAACAAAAGCACAAUGUUAAACCUGUCUAUGAUGUUGGUCAUUCUGUGUUGAAAUAUUUUAUAAUAUAUACAAAGCUGGUGGAAGUUCAGUAACUACUACUAAAGUCUGAUUGUUAAAGAAAUGUUUAUAUAUACUCUUGCACAGAUUUAUUUAAUAAGUCUUUUGUGGAGGAAAUAGACAAAUUAUAGCAAGUUUCAGUACUUGAAAUUAGCUGUUUAGUCGAAAUAAUUUCUUUAACAUUGUUAAAACUGUUUUACAAUAUGUUAGUAGGUUGGAGUAUAACAUCUGCCUAUAGAUUUCCAAUAUGUCCAUCACAAAGGCAGUGGGCUAUGGAGGGAGAGUAUAGGAUAAAGUUUAUAUUUUAUUGUAAUGGCUGAGUGUAUACUAAAUGAAUAUAUUGUAUUGAUUUCUGUAUCAUCUGCAGGAAACCACAAGGAUUGUAAUUGUUUGAGUUGUUCAUAGCAAUUAUCUUUUUGGCUUUUUUUCCUGUUUAUUGAAAAAAAACAAUUAAUUUAUUACAUAAAAAAAACCAAGCAUGAUCUAACUAGCUAUAAGGGUAAGUGCAAACUGGUGCAUCUUUUCGGUCAGAUUAGACUAUAGAAGCAGCAGCUCAAGUCAAGAACUCUGGGUCUAUUAUGCCAUUGUGUUGUGCACAGGAAUAAAAUUCUGGUUUAAAAAAAAAAGUUUUUAAUUGCAAGCAUGGCAUCAACUUCAAAUGUAUUCUGAAUAAAUAAGACCACUUUAAGGUUCUUUUUA
Messenger RNA from Caretta caretta (loggerhead turtle), 1576 nucleotides. It is a transcript of the gene TTC32, whose product is annotated as tetratricopeptide repeat domain 32. Gene Ontology annotation, molecular function: protein binding. Lineage: Eukaryota; Metazoa; Chordata; Testudines; Cheloniidae. The record is from RefSeq and is a predicted model, not a curated record.